Hipposideros armiger (great roundleaf bat) is the source of this 1383-nucleotide messenger RNA. RefSeq names its product myosin binding protein H like (gene MYBPHL). Gene Ontology annotation, biological process: sarcomere organization. Gene Ontology annotation, cellular component: M band. The transcript has 9 exons. Gene Ontology annotation, molecular function: protein binding. The coding region runs from base 188 to 1264 and encodes 358 amino acids. NCBI's taxonomy places the organism in Eukaryota, Metazoa, Chordata, Mammalia, Chiroptera, Hipposideridae. The record is from RefSeq and is a predicted model, not a curated record.
UCCCCCUGUCUUCCCUUAGCCCCUGCAUUAACUCUUCUGCUGGGAGUAGCUGGGUGGGGAAAGGUCAGCCCAAUUACAUAACCCUGUGGCAGGGACCCCUGGAGAGGCUGCAGAGCAAGUGCUCAGCCCCUCCCUCACCACCACAAGUGAAAACCUGUGACUGGAGCCCAGCCUCGGGUGGCCCAGCAUGGAGGCAGCCACAGCACUGGAGGUGAAAGACGUCAGCCCAGGCAAUGCUGAAGAACCCCAGACUUCACCUCGACAGGGGGCCAGGAGCCCCAUUUCCCAGAUCCUGUCCCCUAUAGAAGAGCACCCCAAGAUCUGUCUACCUCGGGCCCUGAGGCAGACCUAUAUCCGGAAGGUUGGAGAUACUGUGAACCUACUAAUCCCAUUCCAGGGCAAACCCAAACCUCAAGCCAUCUGGACACAUAAUGGCUGUGCCUUGGAUGCUAGUCGUGUAAGCGUGCGGAAUGGGGAACGGGACUCCAUCCUCUUCAUCCGAGAAGCCCAGCGUGCAGAUUCGGGUCACUACCAGCUCAGUGUGCAGCUGGGUGGCCUGGAGGCCACUGCCACCAUUAACAUCAUGGUGAUCGAGAGGCCAGGACCUCCUCAGAGUAUCAAAUUGGUGGACGUUUGGGGCUCCAAUGCUACCCUGGAGUGGACACCUCCCCGAGACACGGGCAAUGCGGCACUCCUGGGAUACAUGCUGCAGAAGGCUGACACAAAAUCUGGGGUGUCUCAUUCACGGCAUCUUCUUGGGACCCUGAAGCUGUGGUUCACGGUGCUAGAGCAUUAUCACCGCACCAGCUGCAUAGUCUCUGAUCUCAUCGUUGGCAACUCCUAUGCAUUUCGAGUUUUUGCUGAGAACCAAUGUGGGCUCAGUGAGACAGCCCCCAUCACUGCCGACCUUGCCCACAUCCAGAAAGCAGCUACUGUUUACAAGACCAAGGGGUUUGCCCAGCGAGAUUUCUCUGAAGCCCCAAAGUUCACCCAGCCUCUGGCAAACUGCACUACAGUCACUGGCUAUGACACCCAGCUCUUCUGCAGUGUCCGUGCCUUUCCCAAGCCAAAGAUCAUUUGGCUAAAGAACAACAUAGAUAUCCAAGGCGACCCCAAGUACAGAGCUCUCACAUGCCUGGGAAUCUGCUCACUACAAAUUCGCAAGCCUGGUCCCUUUGAUGCAGGCAUCUACACCUGCAAGGCGGUGAACACCCUGGGGGAGGCAUCUGUGGACUGUCGUGUGGAUGUGAAAGCUCCUGAAUGAGGCUCCGUAAGAGGCAUGGGCAACUCUGAUGAAGGAAGCCUGACUGUGGCGACAUUCUUAAGGAGCUCCAGCACAGCGUCUGGUUUGGACUGGUCUAAAUAAAUGUGUGGAUCCUCGUG